AUGACAGAUUACUAUUCGAUAAAUGCUCCCGGUGUUAUACAAUCUAAUCGUAAAUAUUCUGUUCUUGUUGCUCUACAUGAAGCAAGUGGACCUUGUUCUAUUCGCAUUACCAUUGAGGGACCCAGUUAUAAUGAGUUUAAAGAUAUCGAAUUACAACCGUAUGAAUCAAAGUUAAUAGACUUUUUGCCCAAAAAAUUAUUGCACGGAGGUCACAAGUUAAUAGCUGACGGCUUAACUGGUUGCAGUUUUAAAAAUGAAAGUAUUUUAAAUGUUCGUGCAGACUUUGGUCCAAAAAUUUACAUACAAACUGAUAAGGCCAUUUAUAAACCUCAAGAUGUAGUUAAUUUGCGAGUUUUGAUAUUAGAUGAACACACAAGACCAUUAAAUAUUCAUGAACCUAUAAGCGUUGAGAUAUGGGAUAAAGAAGAAAAUCGUGUCAAACUAUUUCAUAACAUUUCCCUUACACAUGGAGUUUUUACCGGACAAUUUAAAUUGUCCAAAUAUCCCAUUUUAGGAACUUGGAAAAUUAAAGCAGUUCUAGGUGGAAAAUAUGAUUUCUCCGACUGCAAGACCAUAAAAAUAUUAGACUAUACUUUACCGAUAUUCAGUGUAUAUCUAAAAACACCAUCAAAUGUUUUCCCAGAGGAUGAUUAUAUUAAAGUUGUGAUCUUUGGAAAAUAUACAUUUAACAAAAAUGUAGAGGGUAAUGCUACAGUUGAAUUGUUGGAUGACUUAGUGGUCCUACAAAUCAAAUAUGUUGAUAUAGAAAGUUUAAGUUUUGUCGAGUUCAAUAUUAAAAAUGAAACGAAUAUUAAUAACAUCGAAAGUCUAAAGGUCAAGGUAAAACUAACCGAUAAGCACACGGGUAGAACUGAGGAAGAAAGCAAAUAUAUAAAUUUACGUAAACAACGAUAUAACAUUGAAAUACCAUACAAUGAAAUAGAAUUUGAAAAUAAUAAACCUUAUCGCCUGGCUGUUUAUGUUAAACAUUGGACUGGAGCUGCAGUUUUGGAUCAUAGUACCCCAGUUACUAUGGCACAUGGCAGUAAAACGUAUGAAACAUUUUUAGAUGAAAAUGGUGUAGCAAUAUUCGAAUUUGAACAUGAACCAAAGGCUAAGCAUAAUUUUCAAUAUAAGGAUUCCAAAGGAAUUCUACCCAACAUCUAUACAAGUUCAUAUUCAAUGUUAAAUAACAGAGAAUACUAUUGUCGACUUAAGUUGCUGGAUCAAAGACUAAAACUUGGAAAACCUGUUCAAAUUGAGGUCAGUUCUAUUGUCAACAUUCCUUAUUUGAUGUACACGAUAAUGGGUCAUGCCAGUCUUAUACAAAUGGAGCAUAUAAAAGUACCGCCUAAUCAAAAAUCGCAUAUCAUAACCAUUACGCCCUCAAUUGAAAUGAUACCCAGGUCCUAUAUUUAUGUGUAUUACAUACAUAAAGGUAAUUUACGUUAUGAAGAAAUGCGUCUUAGUUUUCCCUACGAAUUUGAAAAUCAGAUUUCGCUAUCCGCACCCAAACAAGUGAAACCUGGUGAAAAUGUUACAAUUGCCAUAAAUGCGCAACCCAAGUCAUUUGUCGGUAUAUUAGCGGUGGAUUUGGGUGUAUAUUUAAUGGAUAAAUCAUAUGAUUUAAAUGGACCUGAAAUUCUGAGCGAUUUGGCCAAUGAAGUUUCGUAUACACCCAUUGCGGCUACAGUAUAUCCUGGCUUGAUAUCUGGUUUGUUAACCUUAACCAAUGCUCACUAUCCAUUUGAAAAUCGAUUUGCAAAUGGAGAGCCACACCCAUUUACUCCAACUGUAGUUCGGUUUCGUGAAAAAUUUCCUGAAACAUGGAUCUUUGAAAACUUUGUAAUCAACGAAACUGAUACCAAUAUAAAUCUACAAAUUCCUGAUGCUAUAACCACUUGGCGCAUAACGGCAUUUUCAAACAAUGAUAUAACAGGAUUUGGAAUUGUAAAUGGACCCACAGAUAUUACGACCAUACAAUCCUUUUUCAUAUCGCUAAAUCUACCAACCUCUGUGAAACGUGGUGAAAUUGUGACAAUACCCAUAACAAUAUUUAAUUAUUCCAAUCAGACUCUUGACACAGAAGUGAUUCUACAUAAUAAUGACGGAGACUACGAUUUUAUGGAAUCAACAAUACAGGGUAUAGAAAAAUCAAAUGAUGAUCAGCAACAAAUGAAGCAAAUUACUGUGCCAGAGGAUAAAGCCAAGACAGUGAAAUUUCUAAUAUAUCCCAUAAAAGCCGGUGAAAUAAGUCUUAAAGUUACAGCCUCAAGUUCCAUGUAUUCGGACGCCGUUUUGCAGAAACUUAAAGUUGAACCAGAAGGUGUGCCUAAACAAAUUAAUCAAGCUUCUUAUUUAAGUAUUCCAAAAGGGGAGAAAAUAUUAUCAUCAUCUAGUAUCAACGAGCCAUUAGAUAGUGUAACCGAUUCCGAUUAUAUUACAUUUUCUGUAGGUGGUCAUUAUUUAGUGCCCUCAGUAGAGAAUUUUAAUGAUCUAAUACAAAUGCCCACCGGCUGUGGUGAGCAAAAUAUGGUCAAUUUUGCACCUGGAAUUUUAAUUUUGCAAUAUCUUAAAGCAAAUGACAAAUUAACGAAAGAGAAGGGUUUAGUUGAAAGUCUACGAUCAUCAAUCGAAGUCGCUUACCAACAACAAUUAUCAUUUCGUCAUGAAAAUGGUGGUUACAGCGUUUUUGGCAAUGGAAUCGAUGAGGAACCCAGUACAUGGCUUAGCGCUUAUGUAGUGCGUUACUUUCUUAAAGCUUCGCAAUUUAUAUCAAUUGAAACAAAAGUAAUUGAAUCUGCUUUGGAGUAUUUGUCCGGUCAGCAAAAAUCCAAUGGAGAGUUUCCUUAUACGGGCUAUUUAUUAAACCCUAAACAUAAAAAUCCACAUGGACUUACUGCCUUCAUAUUGUUGGCGUUUUUAGAAAAUGAAAAAUAUGCUUUACAAUAUCAAGAGAUCAUACAAAAUGGUGUUGAAUUUCUAAAUUCUAAUUUAAAUUAUACAAAUGAUAUUUACGCAUUAGCAUUGAUAACAACUGCUUUAAAACGUGCUGAGCAUCCCAGAGCCAACCCUUUAAUAAAGCAACUUAACUCGCUUUCUAAAGAGCAAAGUGGUCUCAAAUGGUGGACAUCAGAUGAUCAAAAUCUGGCCAAUGACAUAGAAAUUACAGCAUAUUCUGCAAUGGCUGUGCUGGAAACUCCUGGAGAUCAUACUUCAAUCUUAAAGUGGCUGAUAGAACAACGUAAUGCUAAUGGAGGCUUUACAUCUUCUUACGAUACUGUAGUUGGCAUGGAAGCCUUAGUGAAAUUUUCAGAAAUAUACAAAAAUCUUAAAAAUGUAGAUUUAAAAAUUUCAUAUAGCGCCAGAGAUCUGGAAGGCACUGAAGUGGCAAAGAGUGAAUUCUUUGUUAAUUCCAAUAAUAUUUUAGAUUUGCAGCUACAUGAGUUACCAAAAACCACACGCCAUAUAACUUUCGAAAUGGAGGGCAUUGGUGCUUCUUUGAUACAACUUAAUCAUCAAUAUAAUAUUUUGAAUGAGCAAGAAUUUCGUUAUUUCGAUAUUCAAAUCAAAACAAUAUUUAAAAAUGAUGUCGAAAUUAAUUUUGAAGUUUGUUUUACUUACCACGCCGAUUCGAAUAUGUUAAAUGAAACCACUACCAAUAUGGUUAUAAUGGAAGCAAAUUUACCUUCUGGUUUCAAAUCUGAACCGAAUAGAAGUUUAUCAUUAGAACAGCAUGCACUUAUACAUAGAAUUGAGAGUAAAAAUGAAGACUCUACAAUUAUUUUAUAUUUGGAUAAAUUACAGUCAAAUAAUAAGCAUUGCAUUGAAAUUGAAGCAGAUAGAACGAGUGAAAUAUUAAUGCCAAAACCGGCUGCAAUUAUAAUGUAUGAUUAUUACAACUUGAGUCGUUCGAAUAGAGAAUUUUAUAGUUUUUAA
This is a messenger RNA of Lucilia sericata (common green bottle fly), 3939 nucleotides long. RefSeq names its product pregnancy zone protein-like. Lineage: Eukaryota; Metazoa; Arthropoda; Insecta; Diptera; Calliphoridae. Gene Ontology annotation, cellular component: extracellular region. Gene Ontology annotation, molecular function: endopeptidase inhibitor activity. The coding region runs from base 1 to 3939 and encodes 1312 amino acids. The record is from RefSeq and is a predicted model, not a curated record. The transcript is spliced from 9 exons.